AUGUCAGAGAAAGUCAAGUCCAACCUCGCAUUUAAGGCUGGAGGCACAGACGGAACCAGCAAGGCUUCAUUCCGCAGAUGGAAAGGUGCUGCAAAGCAACUCGCGAAUAACCAUGAACCUGAUGUCCGAGAUGGGACACCCAACGAGCCCUGUAGCCUGUCACGCCUGUUCUUCUUUCAGGACCUCGGGCGACUAGACUAUGUUAGACCGUACGGUCAGACAGUACAUUAUCCAUGGGUGCCAAACGACAACGGCGAGUGUGCCAAAGUUCUGAGCGGUCCCCUCCAUGAUCCAUUCUCACAGACGACCGACGCUUAUCUCGAAUAG
Messenger RNA from Fusarium coffeatum, 327 nucleotides. RefSeq lists its product as uncharacterized. Lineage: Eukaryota; Fungi; Ascomycota; Sordariomycetes; Hypocreales; Nectriaceae. Bases 1 to 327 code for a protein of 108 amino acids. The transcript has 3 exons. The record is from RefSeq and is a predicted model, not a curated record.